Kazachstania africana CBS 2517 is the source of this 1386-nucleotide messenger RNA. RefSeq names its product ubiquinol--cytochrome-c reductase subunit COR1 (gene COR1). The record is from RefSeq and is a predicted model, not a curated record. Lineage: Eukaryota; Fungi; Ascomycota; Saccharomycetes; Saccharomycetales; Saccharomycetaceae. Gene Ontology annotation, biological process: aerobic respiration. Gene Ontology annotation, molecular function: metal ion binding; metalloendopeptidase activity. The transcript has a single exon. Gene Ontology annotation, cellular component: mitochondrion. Bases 1 to 1386 code for a protein of 461 amino acids.
AUGCUAAGAACUACUGUAGGAAAACAAAUAUCUGUUUUGACAAGGAGCUUACUUAAGAGAUGUCUGGCAACAACCGCCGGGGCCGGUGCUAACAUCGAAGUUACCGAAUUGCCAAAUGGGUUGACUGUCGCUACUGAAUAUGUCCCACAUUCAAAAGUUACCUCCACAGGUAUCGUAUUUCCCUCUGGGUCCACUGCUGAAGACCCUUAUAAUAACGGUGUCGCGAACAUCUUGACUAAGAAUUUCUUAAAUAACCCUCAUAUUAUUGUCGAGGCCGCUAAGGAUGGGUUCCAAUUGAUUUCAAACGUUAAUAGAGAAUCUCAAUCUUUUGUUGUUAACUCAGCGCAGGGCCAACCUUCGAAGAUUUUGAAUUUUUUACAAUCAAAAGUGCUCAGUAAAGAUUUUAAAUCGUUAGAAAAGCAUUUUGAUACAAUAAGAUCGAAAGCAGUAGAUGAAGCGGCUUUUUUCGAGGAAAAUGACCACCAGAAUCGUGCAAUGGAGCAUUUACAUUCUACUGCUUUCCAAAAUACACCUUUAAGUCUCCCCACUAGAGGUACGGUGGAAACACUCCAAACUUUAGUUACAGAUGAUGUUGCGUCCUUUGCUAAUAAGACCUGUAAUAUUAAAGAUGCAGUUAUUGUAGCAACAGGCAACACUUCUCAUGCUGAUUUGGUUAAGGCUGUUGAAAAAGAAAUAGACCUAAAUCAAACAUCAAAGAAUGCCUUAAUUAAACCAAAAUCGAGUUUCUUGGGGUCCGAAGUUAGACUGAGAGAUGAUACAUUGCCAAAAGCUUGGGUCGCUAUUGCUGCUGAAGGUGAAAGCGCAAAAUCGGAACAGUAUCUAACGUCACAUGUUGCUACUAGCAUCUUUGGUGAAUACUUUGCCAUGGAACCAAGAUCGAGAUUACAAGGUAUCAAAUUGCUAGAUAAUUUACAAGAGUAUCAGUUAUGUGAUUCUUUCACCCAUUUCAAUUUGAAUUAUAAAGAUUCUGGACUAUGGGGAUUUACAACAAUGACGGGAAACAUUGGUAACAUCGAUGAUCUUAUCCAUUUUACUUUGAAACAAUGGAAUAGACUGUCUAUUUCAAUAACAGAAACCGAACUUGAAAGAGGUAAAGCCCUUUUGAAACUCAAAUUGGCAACUGACGCACUCAAGAGAAAAACUAACGCCGCUCUCUUGGCCAAUGAAAUUUUGGCAAAUGAUGGUGUCUACUUAAACUUAGAUGAAGUAUUCAAAAAGAUACAUGCAGUAACAAUAAAAGAUAUUAAGAAUUGGGCAGGUAACAAACUUUGGGACCAAGAUAUUGCCAUUUCUGGGGUCGGUCAAAUUGAAGACCUACUAGACUAUAUGAGAAUGAGAAAUGAUAUGUCUAUGAUGAGAUGGUGA